Molecule: messenger RNA, 828 nt
Organism: Ilex paraguariensis (yerba mate)
Lineage: Eukaryota; Viridiplantae; Streptophyta; Magnoliopsida; Aquifoliales; Aquifoliaceae
Source: the annotation of a GenBank genome assembly
UAAGGCCGUGUCUGUGCUUAUAUAACCUUUCAGCUACUCUCUCUCUACCAAGGCUGGGCGGCUCAGAAGAACCCUAAACCACCAGAAGGUAAGGGUAAGGUUGUUAGUAGGAGCAAUGGCGGUGCCUCUGUUGACGAAGAAGAUCGUGAAGAAGAGGGUCAAGAAGUUCAAAAGGCCCCACAGCGAUUGGAAAAUCUCGGUCAAGGAAAACUGGCGCAGACCAAAGGGUAUUGAUUCUCGGGUCAGAAGAAAGUUCAAGGGAUGCACUCUGAUGCCUAAUAUUGGCUAUGGCUCUGACAAGAAGACUCGUCAUUAUCUUCCCAAUGGUUUUAAGAAGUUUGUUGUGCACAAUGUUAAAGAGCUUGAGGUGCUGAUGAUGCACAACAGGACUUACUGUGCAGAGAUUGCACACAAUGUGUCCACAAGGAAGAGGAAAGAGAUUGUGGAGCGUGCUGCUCAGCUUGACGUUGUUGUCACAAACAAGCUUGCCAGGUUGCGCAGCCAGGAGGAUGAGUGAGCCUUUAGGCUUAGGAAAUAUUAUUACAUUAUAUGAAGUAAUGAACUUCAUUUGCCGUGGAGUCUUCUCAUUAAUGCUUUUGGAGAACAGAACACGUUUAUUCCUUGCUAUGUUUUAGACCAUGUAAGUUGCUUUUCUGUGCAAUUUUGAUCUUUUGAUGUGUGGUCAUUAUAUUUUUCCCAAAUGUCUUGAGAGUUGUUGUGGGUUGAUGGAGCUUGUUCUUGGGUAUGAUCUUUGACAAUUAAUCCGAAACAAUUUGAUAAUGGAGAGGGAUGCACCCUCCCAAAUGGGUGGGUUUUUAAUCUUUGGAG